CGUAGAGGCAUUAUAAUAUAUAUGAUCAUAUACCCUCCAUACAGCUAAUUUGGCACGCAAUGGAAGUUAAUGAGUUUGCAUAUAAAAGGGCAUCACGAGCGAAUGCCCACCACAUAAUUAUUACACACUUUGUUGGCAACGAUGCGGUAUCUCAUCUAUCUUCUGAUCGUCUUCGCGAUUCAGAUUUCAGCAAGCGAUAUCUUGUCUUGGUCGAACAAUACAAAUGAAUCAAAAAGGCAAGACGUGAUUGGAAAAGCCUGGGCGGAGCAUGCUGAGCUAAUUUUAAAAGAGCGACCUUUAGAUGUUGGAAGGAGGUUCAAACGACAGCUGGUGUCUGAUAUAUCCACCGAUUCAACCACAAUGGGCACCGAUUCCACUACAACGGCCGGCACUGAUUCAACUACAACGGCCGGCACUGAUUCAACUACAACGGCCGUCACCGAUUCAACUACAACAACCGGCACUGAUUCAACUACAACGGCCGGCACUGAUUCAACUACAACGGCCGGCACUGAUUCAACAACAACGGCCGUCACCGAUUCAACUACAACGGCCGUCACCGAUUCAACUACAACAAACGGCACUGAUUCAACUACAACGACUGUCACCGAUUCAACUACAACGGCCGUCACCGAUUCAACUACAACGGCCGUCACCGAUUCCACUACCACGGCCGGCACCGAUUCAACUACAGCGGCCGUCACCGAUUCAACUACAACGGCCGUCACCGAUUCAACUACAACGGCCGUCACCGAUUCAACUACAACAACCGGCACUGAUUCAAAUACAACGGCCGUCACCGAUUCAACUACAACGGCCGUCACCGAUUCAACUACAACGGCCGUCACCGAUUCAACUACAACGGCCGUCACCGAUUCCACUACAACGGCCGGCACCGAUUCCACUACAACGGCCGGCACCGAUUCCACUACAACGGCCGUCACCGAAUCAACUACAACGGCCGGCACUGAUUCAACUACAAAGAAAGUCACAGAUUCCACAACAACGGCCGGCACCGAUUCAACUACAACGGCCGGCACUGAUUCAACUGCAACGGCCACCGACUCUACUACAAUUGGCACCGAUUCAACUUUAACGGCCACCGUUUCAACUGCAGCGGCCACUGGUUCAACUACAACGGGCAUCGAUUCAACUUUAACGGCCACAAUUUCAACUACAGCAGCGGCCACCGAUUCAACUACAACGGCCGGCACUGAUUCAACUGCAACGGCCACCCACUCUACUACAAUUGGCACCGAUUCAACUUUAACGGGCACCGUUCAACUUUAA
Molecule: messenger RNA, 1290 nt
Organism: Neocloeon triangulifer
Lineage: Eukaryota; Metazoa; Arthropoda; Insecta; Ephemeroptera; Baetidae
Product: ice nucleation protein-like
Exons: 4
Coding region: 142-1290 (382 amino acids)
Source: RefSeq, a predicted model, not a curated record